AUGAAAAAAGUGAGUAAGAAUUAUCAAAAUAAAUUGAAAAAUGUAACUAACUAAUUAAAAAACUAUGUUAAUCCUAAACUAGAUUAUUGUAAUAUUUUAAAUAAUUAACUUUGGAUGAAAUACAAUUCAAGAAAUGAAAAUAUAAAUUUAAUUAAAAUAGCUGGUAAUAAUUAAUCCUAUUCAGAAAGCAACAUAUUUUAAAAUCUACUACUUACUUAUUUAUAAAGAAAGGUAAAAAUAACACAUUAAAAGAUUUAUCAAAAAAGAGCAAGAUUAAUGAAUAUUUAUAAAAAUAUUACAAGUGAUGAACCACAUACAUAAUAUUUACUAGAUUCAGGCAACACAACACAGUUUACGAAAUCAGAAAUGCACUUUUUUGUUUACUUGUUGAUUAUAAAUAAAAUAAUCGAUUGA
Messenger RNA from Tetrahymena thermophila SB210, 414 nucleotides. RefSeq lists its product as hypothetical. NCBI's taxonomy places the organism in Eukaryota, Ciliophora, Oligohymenophorea, Hymenostomatida, Tetrahymenidae. The record is from RefSeq and is a predicted model, not a curated record. The transcript is spliced from 4 exons.